GUCUCUUUAUCCCUCUGCUCGUCCAUAAAUCGCAUCAAAUGACAGUCGGUCAGUGAAGAGUUAAAGGGAGGAGACGCAGAGUGACACGCCUCAUUGGGUAGAUUAUGUGCCGCAAACAAAAAGUGUGUGUCGGUGUGCCAGUCAGCCAGAGCAGCGGGCCCCAUCUGCACGCCUCCCUCUCUCUCUCUCUCUCCCUCUCUCUCUCUCUCUUUUCUCUCUCUCUCUCCCUUUAUCCGUGCUGCUCUCUCUACCCCGCCCGCUCACUUCUUCUUCUUCUUCUCUAGUGUCGGCGCGUCUCUGCAGCAGCAGCAGCAGCAGCAGCAGCACUGUCACUUUCAGCUCACCGGGGGGGAAAUGUACUGACACUAUACGGAGCAUACCGGGAGCGCACCUCCUCAUCAUCACCUCCUUCAUCCUGCAAGCAACACAGACUCACAGCGAGAAAGCAAGCAAAGACAGCAUCCCCCUUUCUUUUUGCUUCUUUUCGGGGCUUUUUCUCUUUUAUUUUCUAUCCCCGGAGCUGCAGGCUUGAGGCACUGACUGAGGGGCUUUUGAUUUGCAGCUUCCGCUCGCAAAUUGUGGAUUAUUGUUCCUCCUCAUCGACGGGAAAGGAAAAGAGUGAAAUGGAGGAGUCCAGCUCGCAGAAGUUGGUGUGGGACGGGGACGCCAAAGCGGUCCAGCAGUGUCUCACGGACAUUUUCACGAGUGUCUACACGACUUGUGACAUCCCAGAAAACGCCAUCUUCGGGCCCUGCGUGCUGAGCCACACGUCCCUGUACGACAGCAUCGCCUUCAUCGCGCUCAAAUCCACCGACAAACGCACAGCACCUUACAUCUUCAGGGUGGACACGUCGGCGGCCAACAGCACCUCGGAGGGCCUGAUGUGGCUCCGGCUGGUCCAGUCGGCCCGGGACAAAGAGGAGCAGAACCUGGAGGCCUACGUGAAGAACGGCCAGCUCCUGUACCGCUCGCUGCGCCGCAUCGAGAAGGACGAGGAGCUGCUGGUCUGGUACGGAAAAGACCUGAUCGACCUGCUGCUGCUGAGCGCCAGCAGAGCGCCCGCCAAGACCAAAGGUUCGUCCCACCACUCCUGUCCAGACUGCAACCAGCGGUUCCAGUUUGAGUUCCCGUUCUUGGCCCACCUCCGGUUCCGUUGCACCAAAAGAUUGCAGAGCAUCACGGGCGCCGACGAGGAGUCGAGCAAGGAAGGCGGCGCCGAGCGACCAAACACGACCCCAACCAGGAGCAGCCCCAAGCUGGGCCGCUCCGAGGGCUUCAGCGGGCCCCAGGACGCCAACAAACCCUCCACGGACUUUCACAACCUGGCCCGGGAUCUAGAGAACAACCGGACCAGCCCGCCCAGCGACAAGGAGGCCGAGAUCUGCAGCGAGAGCUCGGGGAAGAGGAAGUUCUCGGAGAUGGAGGAGCGGGAGUGCCGAGGGCCGAGCCUUCCUCAGUCCAAGUCCAAAGACGAGCUUGCCACGUCGGCGCAGAACUACAGAGGGGCUUACGGCCUGGAGGAGAACCACAAGUCCUUCUCCCCGCCGGCGUCCACGGAACUGAGUCAAGGCAAGCGGAGCGCCUUCACCGAGGUCAAGAAGUCGGCGCAGAACCUGAAGCACCAUGGCCUCGGCAAGAACCUGCAGAGCGCCAACGCCGAGAACAAAGACGGCGGUCGUCCCAGCAGCAACCCGUCGGAGAAGCACCUCAACAUCCGGCAGGUGCUGUCGGAGACCCAGCCGCCGCAGACCUCGCCCAUGGGCAGCGCCUUCACGUCCGUCACCCAGCAAGGCGGCGGCGGCAGCGGCGGCGAGCGGAAGAGCGCCUUCAGCCAGCCGUCCCGCUCCUUCUCCCAGAUCUCGCCGCUGGUGAUGCCGACCAAGCUGCUGGACUGCCACCCGGCGGUGGGCGACACCAUCUCGUCCAACAGACUCUACCAGGCCGACCACCUCGCCGCCAAACUGCAGGGCGCCGAAUUGGGCGCCAACUGCCCCGUGCCGGGCGGCAUGGCCAAGCAGAACCCCUUCGUCUACGCCACCACCUUCUGGCCCAAGAACUCGGGCGCCAUCCAGCUCCAGAUGCCCUCGGCGCUCACCCUCCUGCCGCCCUCCUUCACCUCGCUCUGCCUGCCGGCGCAGAACUGGUGCGCCAAGUGCAACGCCUCCUUCCGCAUGACCUCGGACUUGGUUUACCACAUGCGGUCCCACCACAAAAAGGAGUACUCCAUGGAGCCUCUGGUGAAACGGCGGCGCGAGGAGAAACUCAAGUGCCCCAUUUGUAACGAGUCCUUCCGGGAGCGGCAUCACCUGUCACGCCACAUGACCUCCCAUAACUGACUCGUAAAAGACUCGUAAAUAAAUAAAAGGAGGGACUUUUUUUCUAACACGGAGGGGACUGCAACCCCGCCUGGAUUUUAAGCAGUCCGUCACUUAAAAAUACAAACACACCCUUGCACUUGUUUUCACUUUUGGGACUAUGAUCUUCUGAUUCCUGUUCAGUCUGUUUACUUUUCCUCCCCUGUACAAAAUGUCAUGUUUUGGGUGUAUGCAAAUGCGUUUUGACUUCAAAAAUGGAUCUAUUUAUGAAGCACUUAAAAAGUUUGAGAAUAAGGGAAGAUUUAAAUAUGUGUAAAUGUACAGUAAGUUGUAUUUUAUAUCAUAUAAAUACAAAUAUAGAGAAGAAAUACAAAUGUAGUCACACGUCAUGGUUUACAACGCAAACGCAAGUUUUUUCAUGUCUAACGGUGAAUAUGGACACAAAUUGGGAUAUUAUGUCUAAGACUAUAUUUCAGAGUGCAUGUAAUAUUAAAAUGAUAUUGAUUUAAGAUGCAGUCUAUACAUUACGGUGUAAAUAAUUUGUUUUAUUUGAAAUACAAAGUGUAAUAUUUUGUGUCAGUGGGGAAUAGUUUCAGUGUUUCUUCCUUUUGCGGAAAUUUACUACUUGAUAGUUUAUCUAAUCAUCACGUUGAAUGCAUUGACAAUAAAAUAGC
Molecule: messenger RNA, 2989 nt
Organism: Centropristis striata (black sea bass)
Lineage: Eukaryota; Metazoa; Chordata; Actinopteri; Perciformes; Serranidae
Gene: prdm8b
Product: PR domain containing 8b
Exons: 4
Coding region: 624-2336 (570 amino acids)
Biological process (GO): regulation of DNA-templated transcription
Cellular component (GO): nucleus
Molecular function (GO): protein binding
Source: RefSeq, a predicted model, not a curated record